Molecule: messenger RNA, 915 nt
Organism: Triticum aestivum (bread wheat)
Lineage: Eukaryota; Viridiplantae; Streptophyta; Magnoliopsida; Poales; Poaceae
Product: translation initiation factor IF-2
Source: RefSeq, a predicted model, not a curated record
CGAAAGAGAAACAACAAGAGAAAAGAAUGCCGACAACGGCGGAUCGACGGAAACGAAGAAGCUUCACGACCACUGCGCCCACCGAAGAUCUCCCACCAAGCUCCAAGGCUCCGAAGCACCGGUACCAAUCAGCACCUCCAAGAAGGACCGCGACGAUGACGACGCUGCUGCCAAGGGUUUCCCCCGGUACACGACGAGGCGAGAGGAAGGGGCGCCCCGACGCCCUCCAGGAAGGUCCGGCGGCACCCACCGGCGUCGCCGCGUCGGUGUCGGACAGGCCGACAGGGGUUUCCCCCGAUCCCAACCUUCACCUCGGGUGCUCCAGAGCCUGCCACCAAACCGACCACCAUCUUGCGCCACCAUGUUCAAGAAGCCUCCACGCCGUCUCACCACGGCACCACGGAGUGAGGUCUGCACAACAAGGGAUAGAAGCCGGGACUAGGGGCCGCAGCACCGUCGGCACGCGGGAGGGCACAACCUCCACCGUCAACGACGGUAGCCGACCGGACACAAUAGCAGGAGCAUACCAGGCCCGUGGGCCCACAGGCCCGGCCGGGAACUCCAUGCCCGUAAAGCUCCCGCCAUCGCGCUGCAGCAGGCACGCCGUCGGCAUCGCCGCCCCCCGUCCGAGCUGCUCCUCCUCACCACACAGACGACGACGAAGCCACGCCGGGGACCGGCCCGCUAGGACCCAGAUGGGGCCGGGAGGGCCCAGAUCUGGGCCGGGGACGCGCCGCCGGCCACCGCACGCCACCACGCCGCCCUGCUGCCAAGGGCAGCACCGCCACCGCGCCUACCGCCGGCGACCGCCGCCGGGUCACCGCCCAGCCGAGCAUCACCGCCGCCGUCACCAGCCCCGGGAAGGAGAUGAACGCGUGGGUACAGAAGGGCCCGCCGCCGCCGGCAGCACCCGGG